Molecule: messenger RNA, 1236 nt
Organism: Cryphonectria parasitica EP155
Lineage: Eukaryota; Fungi; Ascomycota; Sordariomycetes; Diaporthales; Cryphonectriaceae
Exons: 2
Biological process (GO): secondary metabolite biosynthetic process
Molecular function (GO): FAD binding; monooxygenase activity
Source: RefSeq, a predicted model, not a curated record
UUGGCUGGUGUGGGCUCUGCACUAGCACUGAAGCAGGCGGGACACCGAGUCACGUUACUGGAACGCGCGCCGGAGAUCAGACAGGUCGGCGCUGGGAUACAGCUGUCUCCCAAUGCCACCCGCAUUCUGGAAGAAUGGGGAGUUCUCGAGGAUGUUCUUGCCCAUGCUUACCAGCCAGAAACAGGCGGCCUACGUGCCUGGCGCGACGGGGCUGUUCUGUCCCCGGCGUUACCACCAGCCUCGAAGAUCAAAGAAAUCUACAGGUACCCUUACGUUGUAGUGCACCGUGCCGAUCUCCUGGAGGCCCUGAUCACCGCGGCCUCGAAGCACGACAUCGCUCUUCGGCUUAGCUGCGAAGUCACGAAGCUCGAGCUCUCCCAAAAGCCCGCAGUGUAUCUCGCCAAUGGGGACCGUAUCGAAGGAGACGUCAUCCUCGGUGCAGACGGCGAGCGUUCGUUCUGCCGGGAUGUUCUUCUCGGGCGACCUGACCCUCCCCAGCCUACUGGUGAUGUUGUCUUCCGCAUCGCCGUAUCACGCUCCGACAUCCUUGGUGAUAAGAACCAUCCGUCACGGGAGAUCAUGCAGCCCGGGAGUAUAAACGUGUGGAUGGGCCCCGACGCGCAUGCUGUGUCCUACGUUCUCAACAACAGCGACAUCCUGAAUGUGGUGUUGAUACGCAAGGACGAGACUCAGCGGCCAGAGGACGUCAUGUACGGUCCGCGCCCUGCGAGCCUUGAGGAGUUGCGUCGUGCCUAUGACGGCUGGGACCCGGCUCUCCAAGCGCUUAUAGGUGUGCCAGGAGAAACUGACUGUGCGAAAUGGAACUUGCUACGGAUCGACGAUGUCAAGAACUGGAGACACGAGGGCGGCUCCUUUGCUCUGAUCGGUGACGCUGCACACGCUAUGCCGCCUUUCUUGGCGCAGGGCGCUGCCCAGGCAUUUGAGGACGCUGCCGUUCUGGGGGCCAUCUUUGCACGAGUGUCAGAUAAGAUGCAAAUACCGCACGCGCUUGAGGUGUUUGAAGAGCUGAGGAAGCCAAGAGCGAAUGAAGUCAAAAGCCACACGCUGGCCAGGAAGGAAAUGUAUGGGCUUCAUGAUGGGCCAGAGCAAGAGGAGCGGGAUGGGAAGCUUGCCUUGGGCUCUGUAAAAGGGUGUCCAGACGAAUUGGCGGAUCCGGACUUUCAGAAGUGGCUCUGGGGGUAUGAUGCAGCAGCCGAUGGGGCACGGGCUUGGGAA